Molecule: messenger RNA, 3906 nt
Organism: Gadus macrocephalus (Pacific cod)
Lineage: Eukaryota; Metazoa; Chordata; Actinopteri; Gadiformes; Gadidae
Product: EF-hand calcium-binding domain-containing protein 4B-like
Exons: 19
Coding region: 603-3239 (878 amino acids)
Molecular function (GO): calcium ion binding; GTP binding; GTPase activity
Source: RefSeq, a predicted model, not a curated record
UGUUUAGGGCAAGCGGAAAAAGUUGAAAGAUCUACUCCUUCAAAAAAAUGAAUAAUCCGAUCCAUUUGUACAGUUCUACUUAACAUUGUAAUCCAUUGUAGUCAUAGUUACAGAGGUCCCGCAAAGCCCCCACCCCUCCCGUACUGGGCUCAGGACGCCCUCCGCUCGCUCCCUGGAAGCAGGACCUCCUCCGAACACGCCAAGAGCCUGCAGCCUCUGCCCCAUGACAUCACAUGGUUACAGAAUGACUUCUGUCUGGGUCUCCUGCGUUCAUCUGUAAGGCGAGAGUUCCUCGAUGCGGUCAGCGUAACAAGGCCCUGUUGAUCACCGAGUGUGGGAGAAGGAGGCCGAUGUGGUGGUUUUUGGGGGUUUUCAUGGUUUAAAAAAGAAACCAAAAAUAACAACCGAGGCAUUUCCAUUCCAAACAAACAACCCAUAACUACGAUCGCGUGUGACAUCUUCCCCCAGCCCUCUCGAUUCACCUUCCCGUGUCUCCGUCUCCGUCGCCAUGGUAACAACACGAGCCCCGGUGGCACACCGGUGGUCCGAUCUGUAAGGAGGACAGUUCUUCACCACCACCCUCAUCUUCAUCGGGGGGGGGGAUGGAGGAGGAGGGCCGGGUGAACGGGCUGAGCGCCCCCGGGGGGCGGGGCUCGGAGUGGGGUCGCAUCUCCCUGCUGGACAAGAACCAGGAGUUCUUCAGGAUCUGUGACGUGGAGGCCAAGGGCUUCAUCACACGCACCGACAUGAGGAGGCUCCACCAAGAGCUGCCCCUAUCAUCAGAAGAGCUGGAGGAUGUGUUUGACUCGCUGGACGCCGGCCGUGACGGCUACCUCACACUGGAGGCCUUCUCCUCUGGCUUCAGCCAGUUCCUGCACGGUCGGAGGCUCUCAUUGGGCGACGACCUAGGCCCCGCCCCCGCCCCGGGGCUCCGGGUCAGGGAGACGCUGUACCAGAGCCAAUGGGACGCCCGGCUGGCGGGCGGUGAGGACGAAGAGGAGCAGCACUUCAGCAUGCUGCUGGAGAGCCUGGGGGCCGGCAACGUGUUCGAGGACCCAGGCGAGGUGCGCAGUCUGUGGGCUCAGCUCAGGAAGGACGAGCCCCACCUCCUCUCCAACUUCGAGGAGUUCCUGGCGCGCGUCACGCACCAGAUCAAGGACGCCAAGGAGGAGAAGAAGGAGAUGGAGAGUGCUCUGCAGAGGAAGGCAGCCACACAUGACAGCGAGAUACGCAGCCUGUACGAAGAGAUGGAGGCGCAGAUCAAGAACGAGAAAGACCGGCUCCAUCUGAAGGACUCUGAGCGGCAGCAACUGCACAGCCAGGACCUGGAGUACCAGCUGGUCUCCAAGGAGAGGGAGCUGGACCAGCUCUCCUCCAAGCAGCACAGGCUGGAGCGGCAGUGCUGCGAGCUGAGCAGUGAGAAGAAGGAGCGCCACGUGGAGAACGUGAAGCUGAAGGUGACCAACGAGGAGCUGGUGAGGGAGCUGGACAGCACCAGCCAGGAGCUGACCCUCGCCCAGGAGCAGCUGACGCUGCUGCAGCAGCAGGCCUCCCGGCUGCACCAGGAGAAGGAGAUGGAGAUGUACAGGAUAACGGAGGGGCUGCAGAGAGAGAAGCAGAGUCUCAUGAAACAGCUCGACCUGCUCCGAGAGAUGAACAAACACCUGAAGGAUGAACGGGACAUAUGCUGUGGCAUGCCGCGGUCCUCACUGAGGAAGAAGCAGAAGCAGCAGAAGGCUGGCCUGGCUAAUCUAUUCGACGAUCCCAGUCCACAGUCCAACAGCUCCCUGAUGGUGGACGGGUCCUACCAGUCUCUGGAGGCCCUGCCGUUGCACCACCUUCAUAUCGUGUUUGUCGCUUCCUCUUCCUGCAGCGAGGACGACUCCCCCGGCCCCGCCCCCGGCCCCGCCCCCUACCGCGCCCCCUCCCUCUUCUCCGCCCCCAGCGCUAGCGCUAACCCCUACGCUAGGCCUAGCAUUAGCCCCCGGGGCGACGCCCCCGCCUGCCCCCAGCAGAGACCCCCCGCCAAGAAGAGCCCCGCCCACCUCGCCAACGGCCACGGCGACGCCCCGGCCUCCUCCUCCUCCUCCUCCUCCUCCUCUUCGUCGCUGGCGAGGGCGCGCUCCGGGAAGGUCGCCAAGGCGGUCACCAAGGUCAAGCGUCAGCCGGGCCGCACGGGCGCGGGGGGGAGGAGGACGAAGGAGGAGGAGGAGGAGGAGGAGGAGGAGCGCCUGGACGGGCCGCUGGACGGCUGGCCCCUGCGCCGCGUGAUCUCCAUCGAGGAGGACCACCUGCCCCACCUGCUGCUGGGGGGGCCCCAGCCCCUCCUGCACCAGCUCAGUGAGGAGGAGGAGGAGGAGGAGGAGGAGGAGGAGGAGGAGGACGAAGACGAUCUGGAGGAGGUGGGGGCGGAGGCAGCGCAGAGCGACCUGGAGGCCAGCGGCGUCGACCUGACCAGCGAGUCCAUGGCCACGCCCCCCUCCAUCUCCGCCCAGCAGGCUGUGGCUGUGGCUGUGGGCGUGGCUGGGGGCGUGGCUCCGGUGGCGGCGCCGGUCGUCACCAGGUCCCGCUUCUCCAGGAUGACCAAGACCCCCAUGGCCCCCCGGGGUCAGCCCGUCGGCAAGGAGACCCAGCACCCGGUGAGGGAGGGGUCCGUGUCGGUCCCUGAGCGUCUGUUCAAGGUGGUGCUGGUGGGGAACUCCAGCGUGGGAAAGACCUCCCUACUGCGCUCCUUCUGCGAGGGCCGCUUCAGCCCCGCCACCUCCGCCACCGUGGGUAUCGACUACAGCGUGAAGACGCUCACCCUGGACAACACCCAGGUGGCCAUGCAGCUGUGGGACACAGCUGGACAGGAGAGGUACCGCAGCAUCACCAAGCAGUUCUUCCGGAAGGCGGACGGCGUGGUGGUCAUGUACGACGUCACGGUGGAGGACAGCUUCAAGGCCGUCAAGCCCUGGCUGGACAACGUCCAGGAAGCUGCAGGCGAAAGCAUCCCCAUCCUGUUGCUAGGCAACAAAAUGGACAAAGAUGAGGAGCGACAGGUCUCCUACAAAGAGGCCUUCCUAUUGGCUGAGGUCGCCCAGAUCAUGUUCUACGAGGUCAGCGCCUUCACAGGGAACCAGGUGGCCGAGUCCCUCACCCACCUGGCCAGAGUUCUAAAGGAGCAGGAGGACAGAGUGAGAGACACCACCAUCAUCCUCACCGCCCAGCCCGUGAAGAAGAAAGCCUGCUGCAAGUAGAACGCAGGGGACGGACACACGUGGUGGAACGUUGGUAGAGCCCGGGGACAACGGACACAUGUGGUGGAACGUUGGUAGAACCCGAUUACACCUCACACUCGUCCGAUGCGUUUGCUGGACAUGGAUGGAUGAUGUGUGAAGGCGGUGGGCUUCAUAUCGAUGGACUUUGGGUUGGACUUUAUAUUCUAUUUUAUUUGAGCACUCAUUGUGGACUUAGCUCUGCGUUGUUUAAACUGAAGAUGAAGACAGAUAAGCAGAAAUUGCGUUGCAAUUAACGAAAGAAUGAAUGAAAUAUGAGUAUUUUACGUAUUAGAGGAAAGGACCUGAAGACAAAGAGAUUGCGUUGAUAUUUACUCCAAGCGCUGGUCUGAUGAACAUGGGCCUUUAUUCACCUUGUAGCUCUUGGCCCCAUCUUGGUUCUAAGCGUUUAGAACCAAGAGGGCCGCGAGGUGAACAAGAUCUAUUCGGAGAAUCACCGUGAACAGAUAUAUUUAAGAUGACUGAUCCAUUGAUGGGGAUUGGUGAUGUUUAUUUUUUUUAUUUUGUGUAAUCAACCUAAGAUAAGAAUAAUCAAAAGCCAAUAUGACCACCGGAAUUUAUUGAAAUUUUGUUUUUGAAUUAAAAUCACAGGUUAGAAAAAACAACUAUUAAAUUCUUUGUAACAAUU